Molecule: messenger RNA, 1398 nt
Organism: Pelobates cultripes (western spadefoot toad)
Lineage: Eukaryota; Metazoa; Chordata; Amphibia; Anura; Pelobatidae
Source: the annotation of a GenBank genome assembly
AUGGGCCCGCCCCACGCCCCCUACGCGGACAGACCCAACUGGGACCACCUCAAACUCUACACGCUUAACGCGAGAGGCCUCAACUCUCCUCAUAAACGGGCCAGAGCGUUACGGGAACUCAGAGCACUGGGAGUGUCGAUAGCCUUCUUCCAGGAAACCCAUUUUCACGCACCACAGGCCCCGAAGUUCUCCAACAAACACUACCCCAACGGCCACUUCGCGCACAACCCCUCGACCAAAUCUAAGGGAGUAGCCAUACUAUUCUCAGCAAACACCCAGUUCCACCUGGAAGCAGAAGUAAGAGACACGGAGGGCAGAUAUCUCUUUAUUAAGGGGAAAAUAGGCAACUCCACACUCACGUUUGCAAACCUGUACCUCCCAAACAAAGGCCAGAAACCGUUUCUGGCCUCGGCCCUCAGAACCCUAGAAGAAUUCGGUGAAGGCACAAUCAUAAUUGGAGGAGACUUCAAUGCCCCCCUAGACCCCAAAAUGGACACGUCCAAAGGCGCAUCUACGAUACCAGGACACAUCCUCAGAGGAAUGAGGACUCUCCUCUCAAAUCACCAAUUUACAGACACCUGGCGCAUCCUACACCACACAGACAGAGAUUUCACCUACUACUCAGCACCACAUAGAUCCUACUCAAGGAUAGAUUAUUUUUUCACCCAACACAGAGACCUAGACACGCUGCUAGCAGCCCAAAUAGCGCCUAUGACCUGGUCAGACCACGCACCAGUAAUCAUCACCAUAGAACACCCCAAGCCCUUAAAACCGCAAUGGACGUGGAAAUUAAAUGAAUCGCUCCUGGAAGACCCACUAAUCCAAACAGACGUACGCUCCGCUCUAGAACACUUCUUCCUCACCAACAAGACACCUGACUCCACGCCGCCUACAAUAUGGGAGGCGCAUAAAUGCGUCAUUAGAGGGAUCCUUAUCAAACAUGGCACCCGCCUGAAAAAACAACGUACACAAGAAAUUGCACACCUUGUCACCCAGGUGGCCCAACUGGAAGCAAAACACAAACACACCCUUCAUGACGCCACCUAUAAACAACUUCUGGAGACUAGAGCGAAACUCAACUCUCGGUUACAAUCAAAGAUCCAAUUCCAGUUCCAACUCGCAAAAAAAACAUUUUACGAAUUCGGAAAUAAAAGUGGCAAACUAUUAGCCAGAGCACUGAGAGCGCGCAGGAAAAAAUGCCACGUCCAAAAGAUCACAGCAGCAGGGACACACAUGCUCACACCCAAAGCCAUAGCAGACGGCUUCCGACAAUACUACUCCUCCCUAUAUUGCUUACCUCUACACACUUCGCGAACAAACUCCACAGAAGCAACCUUCAUAGCUCGUCAGAAAGAAUAUAUAGCGCAGAACCUGACUUCCAAGCUCCCGCCCCGGGCC